UUGAUAUUAAUCCGAGGGAAACAAGAAUCAUCAACUCACAAGUCCACGCUUAGUACCAUUAAGGUGAACAGGAGGUACACUAGCUGUAGAACCACGAACAGAUGCCAUUUCUCCUGCAGGCAGAUCACAUGGACCAUUCUCAGGGCUAUCGAUGUCCACGAAAAGGCUAACGCUCCGAUGCAGUUCGACAGGUACUACUGGAAUGAACAACAAAAACUAUUCUGA
Molecule: messenger RNA, 225 nt
Organism: Haemonchus placei
Lineage: Eukaryota; Metazoa; Nematoda; Chromadorea; Rhabditida; Trichostrongylidae
Source: the annotation of a GenBank genome assembly